UAUUACAUUUCAAAAUAAGAGCUCUAUAGUUGCAAAACAUAUUGAGUGAAGUGAAAUGAUAAUAUUCAUAACUCUCUUUCUCUAAGUCUGUGCUCGGCACUAAGUGCAGGCUGAAACCAAAAAGCAGAACCAAGCCAAUUGAUAACAACUGUAUAGCUAACUGUGUGACCGGGACGCCAGUCGGCUCACGCGUCAGCUGACCUGGAAGACGAGCCGCCGAUGUGAACCCAGCGAGCUUCACACUGGGAACACGACAAACGACACGAUGCGAUUCACCACCGACGACCAACCAUGACUUGUGUCGGGGACGAAGACGACCCGUUUCCCGCGGACCACUGUCUGUUCGCGGAAACAUUUUCCCAAGACAACCUGUACACGCUGGUCGGUCAGGAGCUGAAGAUAAGACAGGUGUUCGGCGCCAACCUCGGCGUGGCGGCCCCGGUCUGGGAAGCUGCGUUACAGAUGUGUCGUUACUUCGAGGAGCAGUGUGUGGAGCUGAGGGGGAAGCGCAUCUUGGAGCUGGGAGCAGGGACCGGAGUGGUCGGCAUUUUGGCAGCACGCCUCGGUGCAGCCGUGACCCUCACUGACCUUCCUCUGGCCCUGCCGCAGCUUCAGGCCAACGUCUCGGCCAACAUGCCGUCCAGUGGUUGGCCCUCUCCUCCUCCCACCGUCCUCCCUCUGUCCUGGGGUGAGGACCACAUGAACUUUCCGUCUGACUGGGACCUGGUGUUGUGCGCGGAUAUAAUUUACCUCCCCGAGACGUACCCGCUGCUGGUGGAGACUCUUGCUCACCUGUGCAAGAACGGAGCCGUGGUUUAUCUCUCGUCCAAGAUGCGCAAAGAGCACGAGACUCCGGUUUUCUUCAAGGAGCGUCUGCCGAACAGAUUCAAUGUGGAGCUUUUGCACCGUGAUGAGAGACAAAACAUUAAUAUCUACAGGGCAUCACUAAGAACAGAUCUGUGAAAGCAGGGACAGGCAUCGACUGGCCUGGGACUCAGAUCAGUUACUGAAGUGAAUCAUGUUAUGGCUCUGUUUUCUUGGAUAUAUAUUUUUUUAAAUAUAGCAAAGACAUUCUGCAAAAUGAAGCUGCCAGAAAGAGCAGGUCAACCACAGUAUUGGUUUCACAGUACAUUUUUACUGAACUGACAAUUUGAUUGUUUAUAUACAUAUAUAUACAUAUUUAUUUGGGUAUUACGAAAAAUAGAAAGAGUUACUUCCCAAAUCUGUAAUAUCCAAGGAAAUGUUCCUCAAUAUAUGUUUUGAAAAAAUCAAAUGUGUCCAUUGUAAUUAUUAGUUUUCUGAUGAUUUUUUUUGAUGUUUUUGAUUUUGGCUGGGCAAUGCCAAAAUAACAAAAUGUUCAACAACACUUCUCUAGAAAAUGAUGCGACUCAGUUCAGUGCUGCAUAUUACGAACACUACAGAUUUGUCAAGUUAUUUUUCAAUGUACAGUUGCAGCUUCUCUCCUGCAGAUACAGGCUGCAGUCUAAGAAUGAUCACCUGACUAGAGAUUUUCAGUCUUUCAUGUUAUCACUUGUCUAGAUAUUCAUUGUUGUCAACACGCAGGUUCACAGAAGACACCAUUCUUGAUGGGUUUCCUUAAAUUUUUCCAAUUUUAAUUUAUUCGAUCCUUGUCAUUGAAAAGAAAAUCUUCAUUUAAUAUAAUAAUAUACACUUGACAUAUGUUUUGGGGUCAUUAAUAUUUUAGAAAAAUGCUAUUUUUGUAUUGAGAUGCAUAAAGCCGAAAACAAAGUUCAUCACAUCCCUUCCAACUAUUCUGUCAACAUCAACACAUUGUCGUCCCUGCAGCCUGCUGUCUGUACGAACUUCAUCCCCUCUCUCCUGCUCUCUGCUGAUGUACUGACUUUCUGUUCAGAAAAGAAAAGCCUGUUUGUUACGCUGGGGAGUUUCAAAGAAAGGGAGACAAAUCGUUCGCUGCCCGUCUCUCCCUCUGCUACAAUUCAGCCGACAAAACAACAGAUCCCUAUCUCCAGGCAGAGUCUGCUCUGCCAUCACACCCGGCAUCUCCCACGCGUGUCAUGCACAGUGCAGAACAAUGGCAUUGAAGUUGACCAGAGUUCCCUUUUGAUUGAUGAGACAACAUCCAAGGAACUUUAGUUUUGACUUUAAAUAUUAAUUGUACACUUGAAGUGUUUUGUAGUUUUAUCUGUUAUUUAAUUUUUGAUCAAAAGUAGUUGGUGCAGGUAUGUGACUUAGGUGUGUAAUAUCAUUUUAUCUUUAUCAAUCUGACAAAAAAAGAUACAUGGAAUCCCAAUCAACUUCUUUCUAUCUGACAAAAUUAUUUUUUUUAAAUUGUCACAAAACUCAACUGGCAAACUGGCAACAACAUAUAACAAACAGUUUUUUUUCCCCACUGCUUGUUAGAUUUUGACUGCCCAUGUUAGUUUAUGCAUGUUUUAACAAAAUUCUGAUUACCAUUACCCUCCACUUCAGGGGGUAAGGGUGGAAUUUUUGAGAUGGAAUUUAUAAAAACCUGAUGAAAAAAUUCCUCUGUGAUAUUUUAACUGGGCGUGUUGGCUCAAUGAAAGGAGGAUGGGCUUUGUAACUUUGUGUGUGUGUGUGUGUGUGUGUGUGUGUGUGUGUGUGUGUGAGAGAGGUGGGUGGGGGAUAAAAACCAUGAUCCUUUUAAACCUUUGUCAGGUUGGACUUCAUUAGACCUCAUGUCCCCACAUGAGCACUAAGGACAAUAAUCUGAAAAUAGUAGAUAAAAGGUAUGUGUGCAUCUAUGACUUUAUUUAUGCAUUUAAUAUCUAUUAAUCUAAUUUGUGUUACUUUUUUUAUUAAAACUGUCUUUAUCUAGUAAUUCCAUGUCACAUUAAAUGUUGAUAUACAA
Molecule: messenger RNA, 2851 nt
Organism: Scophthalmus maximus (turbot)
Lineage: Eukaryota; Metazoa; Chordata; Actinopteri; Pleuronectiformes; Scophthalmidae
Product: EEF1A lysine methyltransferase 3-like
Exons: 3
Coding region: 292-963 (223 amino acids)
Biological process (GO): peptidyl-lysine methylation
Cellular component (GO): cytosol; cytoplasm
Molecular function (GO): protein-lysine N-methyltransferase activity
Source: RefSeq, a predicted model, not a curated record